UCACCUUGUCGAGUUGAAUCGAUAGCUCCCAUCGAGGACCGUUAAACGGCACGUAUACUCCAGAUAACGCAGGAGCGCGGUCUCCGCCUAUCAUACCGAUACUUGUGAUCACGACCAGUGUCGAGGAAGACCGUCGAAACCAACGGUAUCUAGUCCUGUACUGGCACGGCACCUAGCAUCAUGGAGCGUGAAACUCUCGACCGCAAUGUCUCGGAGGCAAGUGACAUGAUGGCUCCUACCUCUGACGCCAUGGAUAUGGAGAUGGACUCAGAGGAUGUUACGGCCGUCAUCGAGGCCGGUGGCACAGAUGAGGAGGGCGAGUUCUCCUACAGUGACUAUGACGAAGAGUCGAUGGCCGAUUCUGCUUCUAGUAUCGGCUCGAGCAUCUAUCAACAUAGUUUUCACAAUGGACGGCGGUAUCACAGGUUCAGAUACGGUCGAUAUCCCAUCCCGAACGAUGACAUCGAGCAGAACAGGGAAGACAUGCUGCAUGCAAUGAUGCUCGAGGCUACCAAUGGGCAGUUGUUCUUCGCUCCUAUCCCACAUAAUCCUCAAAGGAUCCUCGAUUUGGGCACGGGCACUGGGAUCUGGGCUAUUGAAAUGGCUGGCAAAUACCCUUCGGCUGAUGUUCUAGGGCUGGAUCUAAGUCCAAUACAGCCAAUCUGGAUUCCUGCCAACUGCAGAUUUAUGGUCGACGAUGUUGAGGACACUUGGGAAAAUGGGGGUGAUUGGGAUUUCGUCCACUUACGAAAUAUGGUUCCAAUACUCAAGGACCCAGUGAGGCUUUUAAAAGAUGCAUAUGAGAAUAUUAAGCCGGGCGGAUGGGUCGAGCUUCAGGACGUUGACGGCAUGGUGCAUUGUGAUGAUGGGUCCCUUCCGCCGGAUUGGCCUAUUCUCCGAUUUACCAAUAUGAUGGUGGAAGCAUUUGCCAGGUUUGGUACACAAUCGCACGCGGCCGUGUUCGGUGGCCAAUACUUGAUCGAGGCCGGUUUUGUGAAUAUUCAACAUCACACUAUCAAGCUGCCAUAUGGGACAUGGCCGAGGGAUAGGACAAUGCGGCUCAUUGGGCUCUACUAUCGAACAGCAGCAGAGCAGUUCUUACCAGCCAUGGGUGCUAUACAGUUGCCAAUGAUGGGUUGGCAACCAGAGGAGAUAGAGGUGUUCUUUGCGCGUUGCCGCGACGCCAUGAGAGAUCCAAAUGUCCAUGCCUACGGGAUGAUGCACUUUUGGUCAGGCCAAAAGCCUCUAAGCGCCUAAUGAGCUUGCUUCGACUUGACACGAGCACCGCAACGCAUAAUCUGGGCACUUUGACGUCUCCACGACCCCUGUCUGGGACUGAC
This is a messenger RNA of Xylaria bambusicola, 1340 nucleotides long. RefSeq names its product S-adenosyl-L-methionine-dependent methyltransferase. Gene Ontology annotation, molecular function: methyltransferase activity. Lineage: Eukaryota; Fungi; Ascomycota; Sordariomycetes; Xylariales; Xylariaceae. The transcript is spliced from 11 exons. The record is from RefSeq and is a predicted model, not a curated record. The coding region runs from base 181 to 1257 and encodes 358 amino acids.